ACCACAUCCAUUUGUUUCUCUGCCUCUCCUGGCAUGCCCGUCCGCUUGACAUGAAUCGCGCGUUUCGAAUUUCACAACAACGCGAAUUCGUAUCCUCCCUCUUUGGCUUCACCUUCCUUGCCGCCAUCGUCACCGUAUCAGCGUCUAAUAUCUUACCGUGCCCUGUGCGGCCUCAGAAGGCAAGAUUUUCGGAUGACGAGGAGAAGGACGGUGGCCAGCUGGAGGGUGUGAAUCGGGUCACUGUUGCGAAACGACCAGCAAGGCGGUGGAUAGAGGAAGUGCAUCCUCCCCCAAAACCUCAAUCAUGAGGCUAGUCCGACCGUGAUAUGGACUACUGUACGGCCCCGGUCUUCGCGGCGGCGCUCAAUCGGACCGAGUCUACCGUAGAAUAAACGACGGAGAGCAUAACCCAGGAGUGAAGACUAAAUAAUCUAUCCUUACGGAAUCCCAGGCAGUUUCGUUGAUAUAGACGCCCUCAUCCAUCACCCUCUGAACUGAAUAAGCAAUUACUCUGAUUCUGGAUCUUGCUAGCGGCUCUCGGAACGUUCUUCCUGCUCUCGUCGCGCUCCGCUAUGAAAGGGCCCGUAGUGAUCAGUGCAGAGGUUAAACGUUAAACUCCGACAAGGCAGCUUACGGCAAGGGACUUUCUUGGAUCGGGAUCGACGACAGAAGAGCCAAAAAGGACAUUGCCGCCUGGAAUAUGAAGACGACGCGAAGUGCGUCAGCGUAUGAAUCAACCGCUGCUUUUCGUGUGACGGGGUCCAGAUGACCAAUGCUAUCCGUCGCAUGUCUGGAGGCGAAUGAAUCGGGGGCGAACCCGUAAGCAAGUUACACUCACUGGAUUUGAUGUAUCAGCUGGGAUGACAACAAUGAAUAUCAGAAACAAGUGUUGGAUGGAGAUGACAAGAGCCGACCUCUGCGGAGCCUGGGCCCUGGAUGCGCUCCCGGAGUUUCUGGACCAAGACAGCUUGCAGGAUUGCCCCACUGAGACUGACCCCAAGGACCUGACCGGUCGUGCGGAAAAGAUAGGUAACUGGAAAAUCAAUCAGGUCGGGAUCACAGCGUGGAUUUGCGCAUUCACUGCCGGUGGCGACGGCCAUUUCCUCUCGUAUCACGCCCGCAAUCAUGGCCUGAAUAGCUCAGUCACAAGGGGAGCUGGGGGAGAUGGGCGAGCAGACUUGCGAUCAGAGUGGUGGUGAUGAAACUUGCCAUCCCGAAGCCGUGGGGAACGAUAUCGAGCCAAAGAUGCCACUGAGAUGUCUUUUCGUCCCAAAGUAUCACAAGGAUGUUGGCGAAAAUGCUGGCGGCCGAUGCCACGAGCGUGAGUACGUACAACUUGCCUGUCCGACGCAUUGCCCUGUAACGUGUGGGUGCGGUGAUCGAGACUCGGAGUUCCAAUUGGACUGACCAUCCGGCAAAGACGCUGCCAAAGGAAAUAGCUAUCUGGGCGAAAUCUCGGCUGAGGAUGUCCAACUCCGCAAGACAAGGCCGAGUGCUCACUGAAUGGGGUAACAAGUGGGAUCCUUAUCGAAUGAGGUGUGGGAUCAGCGCUCUGCCGCGACAUAACGGAGAACAAUCUCACCCGUAUUGGCCGCCGAAUACAGUCGCACAGCCGAGAAGUACUAGCACGCGGUUGGUCCUGUAACCGGCCAUCGGGAAUUCAAAAACUGACCAGCGGGACAUUGUAUAUCUGGAGAAUCGAUGGGGAAGAUUGAACGGGGCCGGGAGCCGGAAACGCACCAUCGAGAAUGCAGCCAUACUGGCAAACAGAUUGGCGACAGAUACCGCCAGAGGCGUUCUCCGGGUGAUGAGACCAAGUGGCAUCACCGGGAAAGGCGCCCAGUAUUUCUCCACCAACACAAAAGACACGCAACAUACUGCAGAAGCCGAGAACAAAGAUACGAUCGAAGGGUGUGACCACGGGAUCUCUUCGGUGGUCUUGAGACUGAAUCCGAGAAGAAGCGUGCCCACAGUUCCGACUAAGGUGGCAGAUCCCAGUGCGUCAACGCGACGCAAUUUCUCGUGUAGCGACUGUGAUUCGACUUCGGAGGGAAGCCUGAUGUUUACCUUCCAAGCCACUAGUACCGCACUGACAAUGAGCAAUGGGGCUUGAAAUAAGAAAGCCGAUCGCCUGGCAAAUGAGACACACCAACAACGAUCACAGCGGAAACUCACCAUCCAAACUUGUCAUUGACCCAGCCACCCAAAGGUCCGCCGAUCCCUGCCCCCAGACCGUACAAACUGCGGAGCCGUUAGACGAUGUGAACCCACCACGAGCGCGACAUGAUUACAUAUUCGCCAUUCCUUGGUAUAAUCCUCGGUGGUUCCUGCGGAUCUCUAAGGGCCGACAACCGAAUGCAAGAGGAAAACGCACAACGGUAUGAAAUCUGUGACAAUAAUGGUUGCAACUGUGCGACAUAUGAGCUUGGCGGGAUUUCACGGGGGCGGAAAUAUAUGCACCGGUCAUUACUCUGCACCGAGCGUGUCAUUUUCAGGGCGAUUGAUGUCGAAACACGGGCUCACCCUCCACCGCCCAUUCCAGCCAGCGUUCUCGCCAUGAUCAGAGUUUUCAUAGAAGGACAAAAUCCGCAAAGAAGGGUUCCAGUGCCUACAGAAAGCUGAUCGGGCUGCCCGUGAAAGAUGAUCUGCCCGCACCGAAAAGGAACAAGGCAGUAAGCAUAGCGCCCUUGCGGCCCAGGAUAUCCGACAUACGGCCUGCAGAUCGCGAGGUGUGAAACAGCACAACGAUAAGAGGUAGGAAGUCCCGAUGUAGGACGCUUGAUUGGACUUGUUAAAGUCGCUGCCGAUGGGCGUCAGGAGCGUGGCGACGACAGUCCCUGGACGGCAUCAAACAUCUCGUCUCCACUGAAGGAGCAGACAAACCAUCUGCGCAAGAAUAGCCAUGACAUCAGCGCGCUGAAGCGUGAUCGCGUCACUUACCAAGAGCCCCGAGGAACACCGCCGACCAAAGUCCAGCUAGAAUCCAAACAGUGUCGGACUUGCUGAAUUUGUUCAAUAGAGGGGGCGGAGAGUCUUGCUCGGAGACGGGUCCAUCGUCGACGCUGUGAUACGAGGGCGGGGGUUUGGAGAGGAGGCGCUGUGACUCUGGAGCCGAUGAAGAGGAGGAGGAGACAGCGUCUGGCAUCGGGGGGAUGCGUUGAAACCGGUCAAGGCCGUUGUUCUUUAUAGUCCGGUUACGCGCCUGGGAGGGCAAUAAAUUCCUGGGAUCCGUAACAAAUCAAGCGGUGGUAUUUCUUGAGCCAGGAAGAGGCGAGAUUGGGAAUCUAAUUCCUGGCACAUCCGUGCGCAUUUGAGGCACGGGCACAUGUUAGAGCGAUUUGACGAGGGACGUAGAAAUCGUAAUUUCCGUCAUCAGCGGUGUGUUGGCCGGCUAACGGUGAUCCAACAUCUUCGGUCCGAAACUCGGUUCGCUCCAGUCUCUGCGCAAAACAUCUUCCAAGGAACACCGUCGAUAUCAGUCACUGCGUCAGGGCUCGAGGGGAAUGGAGAUUGACGACACGAUCCACCAUAGUCGGGCCACCAAGAAAACGAGAUCUCCGCAUCACCGGCCCCGGGGGCAGUCCAGGCGUCACGGACUGGCCAAGUGCGUAGACGCGGAGGCGCCCCCGAGGAUUACAUCCUUCUCUUGCGACCGUCUGACGAAUCCGUAUUGUAAGUCCCGCGACCACGUUUUGUUCCGGCGAUUUUCCUCGGGAGGACACGUCAACGAAGUCGACGCAUAGAAGCAGAGGAUAUGAGAGGCAUGAGUUGGUGCUGCUCGAUGUUUGCCUUGGCGUCUGAAGGCUUGCCAUCCAAGUGCGACGUGCUUGGACUACGGGCUUGAUCGUUCGCUCUCCGGGCCCUAUGAGAACGGACGAAAAUCCGUGGGAAGCUGUCGGACCGUGAACGGCCGAAGAUGGCCGAAGUGAGAUGGUGAUCCUCGAAGACCUGGCAUAUCCUUCAGGUGUCCACUAUUCUCCAUGGUCCCACCUCAACCUUUCGCGUACAUUACCUGCGCUGCAGUGCCUACAGGCCGUCGUUCCCUUCAGUUUUAGGAGCAGCACACUAUUCACAUUGUCCCGUUCGAGACCGCUUACUACACUAUUGUGUCCGAAGCAUUCGGUAAUGUUGGACAUCGAGAGACUCUCAGAACGCGAACCCAUUUGGUCGAAGGUGGCGGGGAGGCCCGGAACCGCGCGUGGCUGGGGUUCUCUCCUGCAUUUAAGCUGUAAUUAUUGAGCUGUUCAAGCGAAGUAGAUCAUGUAGUCCACAUAGUGAAAUCUGAAAUCACGGUUUCCUUCUGACAAACCGUACCCCACCUUCGACUGGUCCAUCUUUGGGCUGUUGCUCCCAACCCCCACAACCUCAUAACGAUGCCUUCAACAAGCCAAGUUGAAGUAGCUCCAUCCACUGCUCGAACCUCCAAUCCCCCAGGGUGGAAGAAUGUCUUCCGGUUCGCAAAUUCAUCAUCUCGCAAAGUGUCCGGGAACACUCCCCAACUUUCGCUCGAUACUCACUCCCUUGCCACAUCCCCUGCUUCCGGCAGAGGGAGGACGCCGCUCACAUCGACCGCCUCGCUAACGCCCGCCUCCUUUCUGUCCGAGGACCGUUCAUCGUCCAAUUCCUCCACCACCCAAUCCACGGACUCUCAACGCGCCAACGGUCUCGUCGCAAGUCCGACUCGCAUGACCCCGCGUCAUCAGAAAUCUGCAGAUGCCCUCUCCGUCGCAGCCUCCUCCAAACACCGCGCGCGUUCAAAGCCCGAAAAACAUCCUCUCUCCCCCACCAACAAUACUUCCGAGAUGCUCAGUCCUGCGGCCGCUGGACCUUCCCAGGCCGACUUCCCCAUGUCACAUUCGCAGUUUUCAUCACGACCCGGGCCUCUAUCACCCAAGGCCAUGGGCGCCUCCGCAUCUCGGUUCAUACGACGCGUUGCUUCAGCGCCCAAUGCCAAGGGGCUCUUCACAAGCUCCCGUUCAUCAACGAAGAACGGCAUGCUUGCACCUGCCGAUGCCGUGCCACCAUUACCCACGACUCUCAAUACUUCAAUGGAGCAUGGAACCGACUCCUUGGAGACGAUCUCAUCGGGAUCGUCUCGAGGACGUCCCGCCCGCAGCCACAGCGGGAACAUGUUGGCCGCGCCAAGCUCGGUCGCGAUUCCCGACGGUGCCGGCAAGGCCGCCUUUCGACGAACGUACUCCAGCAACUCGAUCAAAGUUCGGCAGGUUGAAGUGGGCCCAUCGAGCUUUGUUAAGGUCAAAAUGUUGGGCAAAGGCGAUGUGGGCAAGGUGUAUCUUGUUAAGGAGAAGAAGACAGACAAGCUUUUUGCGAUGAAAGUUCUAUCGAAGAAGGAGAUGAUUGAACGCAAAAAGAUUAAACGCGCUUUGACGGAGCAAGAGAUCCUCGCAACAUCUAACCAUCCGUUCAUCGUAACGCUAUACCAUUCGUUCCAGUCCGAGGGCUAUCUCUUCUUCUGCAUGGAAUAUUGCAUGGGCGGAGAGUUCUUUCGGGCACUGCAGACACGACCGGGCAAGUGUCUGCCGGAGGACGCGUCAAGGUUCUAUGCGGCCGAGGUCGUAGCGGCGUUGGAGUAUCUGCAUCUCAUGGGAUUUAUUUAUCGGGAUUUGAAACCAGAAAACAUUCUUCUUCAUCAAUCGGGCCAUAUAAUGCUCUCAGACUUCGAUCUUGCAAAACAGUCAACGGAUCCAGGGGGAAUGCCAGUGAUGAUUCAGUCAGAGAUGAAUGGGGUCCCACUUGUGGAUACUAUGUCGUGCACAGCCAACUUUCGAACGAAUUCGUUUGUUGGAACGGAAGAGUACAUUGCGCCUGAGGUGAUCGCAGCCCAAGGACAUACGGCCGCGGUGGACUGGUGGACGCUGGGGAUUCUUAUUUAUGAAAUGCUCUAUGCCACGACCCCAUUCAAGGGCUCCGAACGAAACGACACAUUUGCUAACAUCCGUGACCAUCCGGUACAUUUCAAGGAUUCGCCCAAGGUGUCGCAGGCCGGCAAAGACUGCAUCGUCCGUCUGCUCGACAAAAAGGAGCGCACUCGUCUCGGUAGCAAGAGCGGCGCUAGUGAGGUGAAGCAGCACAAAUGGUUUGCAAAGACCAACUGGGGUCUCCUCCGCAACACACGACCGCCAAUCACUCCGACUCUGGCCAAUGGGCAGGACGCGGUCAAUUUCCGGCACAUGAAAGAGUCACACUCUCUGCAGUUGGAUGGAGAACACAUAGAAGAGGGUGCCGACUUGUUUGGCGGGUUUUCAAGUGUUACGUUGCAUUACGAUGGGGAUUAGAGAGCUUUCUAAUACUUUUUUAUCUGCUGGUCUCGGCCUGUCUUUGGUUUGUCCGACAUCAGAACCAGCUCAGUUUCUUCUCGAACCGAUCUGAUGAUCUCAGAUCCCGUUUCGUAGUCCUCGGCGUACCACGGUCACUCGUGUCACAGCCGGUGACAACGAAGACCCAUAAACGCACCGACUUGUAUCUCAUCCCAUUCCUCUGCUUGUCCCCUAUGGCUGACCUCUAUCCGCCCUCGUAUCCAUCCCGCUCCUUCCACCGCCAGGAUUCCUACUCCUAUCCCCACCAUGACAAUGGCAGCGCAGAAGACCUCCGCGACCAGUCUCCCCCGAGUCCCUCCAAGCAGUCCGAGUCGCCUCAGCAAACUCCGGCGCAGCAAAAAUCGGAAGCAAAGCCACAGGCAACAUUCCUGACAAAACUAUACGCGCUUCUCGAGCGGCCAGAGAACCACCACAUGAUUCGAUGGGAUCCGCAAGGCGAGCAUAUCGUCGUCGAACGCCCUGAGCAGCUUGCAUUGCACGUUCUCCCAAGUAUCUAUCGCCAGUCCCGCUUCGCCAGCUUCUCUCGGCAACUAAAUAUCUAUGGCUUCAUGCGAAAAGUGAAUCUGCGCAAUGUCGAUCCUGCAAUAGACGACCCGGACGCCAGUACCUGGUCACAUCCAACUCUCAAUCGGCAUUCUCCUCCCGAAGUCGUGGCCAAUUUCAAGCGCCGCGUGCCCCCGCGCCUCCCAAAACCUAGAAAGCGCGACACUCAGGAAUCAUCACCCCAAAUUCCCCCUCCUCGUUCUGCCAUUGGCAUGGGCCCGGUGCCCUUGACGGUCCCAUCCUCUGUCGGCCCCUCUGCGCACAAGUCAGGCCACAUCGGCAGGGCCCGUGGAUUCUCUGCGCCGGGCUCAUUCCCUCCUAUCAUUCAAAAUUCUUCUGGCUGGAACGGCAGCUAUACGCGUGCUGCUCUGCCGCCAUUGACGGUUCCAUCCGAUCCUCCUCAUAUCCCCAAUGGACCUGGGAUGUACAGUCACCACCAUUCGCCGCACCCUCUGCAUCCGCUGACCCCCGGAGACGAGUCCCCGACGUCACCUGCGUUCAAUUCAUACUCAGGAUCUUCGCACUACCCUUAUCCGACGGAGCAAGGCCAUUGGUCGUCGCAAAGCAGUUCUGGGUACACCAGUCACAAUGGCAGUCUGUCGGCUCUUCUGAACCCAAGCAACGGCGGUUACCAACGCCCAACUCCGACCAUCAAUACUUCGUAUCCAGCCCCGUUCUCCAAUAUGCCCAUGGAGCACAGCUCAUCGUCCAUGUCUCCCGACAGUCGGCCAACGACAGGGUACUCGAUGUCGUCAGUUUCGUCACUCCCGUACGCAGAUGACUAUUCUCGGCCGAGUUCGAGCCACCAUCGGCCGAUUUCGCCACCAAGACCACACUCGUCCAAAUCGUAUUCUUCAGGGAAUGGGCUGGGCAUCGUGAGACGGCCGCGACGUCACAGCCAAGCCAUGAGCCCGUACCCAAGCCCAUACGAGCCAUCUGAGCACCAGCGGCCAUCGACUUCUCCGCAACCGAUGGAUGACGGGCACAGCGCUGUGCCGAGGGUGCGCAGCAUGAUCCAGCUGCCAUCGGUGGAUCCUUACAGCUUCACUCCGAGUCAGGCUGAGUUUGCGUACAACCCGGUGGAAAGCAAUGAUUCGAUCGGGGACAGCUGGAGCGCGAGAAGCGGGCGGCCGUCGACCGCGGCGUCGUCGAUAUCUGCGGCGUCGCACACGUCGUCCUCGCAGGCCAACACGCCCCCUGUGCAGGAGGGAUUCCACGGGGAAACGGACAUCAAUAGAUUAUCGUUGGACCAUCCCCCACACGCGGUUUACUGAUUUGCUCUUCCGCGUCGGCAGUCUCGCCCGACUUUGGAUAUGUUGCCAUGAACGAACAUCCCGGAUUGCCGCAACAACACUUUGCCAAGUCGCCGGCCGUCGUUUAGAUUGGAGAUGGAGGCGGACGUUUUUCCCUUUCUUGCUGCAUCCACACACUCCCUUUUUGCUGUGAUGAACCGUGUACGAUCACCCUGUCUUGGAACUCCCUGCUGCUGCUGUGUGGACUGACAUACCAUCUUGCUCUGUGUAUUUGGAUAUACCACCACUAUCAUUUGUGCUUUACAUGUAUCUCUCUGCAAUCGAUCUCCCCAGAUACCAUCCGCCUCCUCCGGCCCGGUCCGGCAGUAAACGGGAAAAGGAAAUUUCCCUAUCCAACGACGGCGUGGAACGUUUGAUGCUGGAUUGAUGGCGAUCGAGGCAGUGGCACGCGUGGCCUGUCCAGGCGAUUGACAUGUCCCGAUCUCCUUCCUCGUGGG
This is a messenger RNA of Mycena citricolor, 8631 nucleotides long. The record is from the annotation of a GenBank genome assembly. Lineage: Eukaryota; Fungi; Basidiomycota; Agaricomycetes; Agaricales; Mycenaceae.